Striga hermonthica is the source of this 537-nucleotide messenger RNA. The record is from the annotation of a GenBank genome assembly. NCBI's taxonomy places the organism in Eukaryota, Viridiplantae, Streptophyta, Magnoliopsida, Lamiales, Orobanchaceae.
AUGUCCAGCUUUUAUGGAGUGUUGCAGCACAGAGAGGAGUUUGUAGAGAUGGAUUGUGGCUGCACAAAUCCCAGAUACGGCGACACGCCCGGAAAGCUUCGAGUAUACGUUAAUGGAAAAAUCGAGGUUGAUUGCAUUUGCAGGGAUGAUUGUUCUCAAGUUAACUUAUCCCCAACCGACUUUGCAAGGCAUGCCGGUCGAACGAACGCGCACACCAACUGGAAGACACAAAUUUGGGUGUUCGGCCACGAUGGCCUCAAGAUCGCCCUUCGAAGGACGUGUUUGCUCAAACACCACACGGAGGCUUUUCACCGACCUAUGCGCCAAGUAGUCCAUCGAGACGAAUUCAAAAUCUGCUCGAUAUGCAACAAACAACGAAGGUUUAGCCUCCGAGACAAGGAGGCUUGCAGAGCCUAUCAUGAUGCUCUUCUCAACGGUAACUGGAAAUGUUCGGACAUGCCAAACCAGCCCGGAAGAACGAGACUGUCGGUCAGUGGUUCGAGGCUGUCAGAGGGCUUCGAGGUGCAGAGGCUGUGA